This is a messenger RNA of Torulaspora globosa, 1194 nucleotides long. It is a transcript of the gene FTR1, whose product is annotated as high-affinity iron permease FTR1. NCBI's taxonomy places the organism in Eukaryota, Fungi, Ascomycota, Saccharomycetes, Saccharomycetales, Saccharomycetaceae. Gene Ontology annotation, biological process: iron ion transmembrane transport. Gene Ontology annotation, cellular component: plasma membrane; high-affinity iron permease complex. The transcript has a single exon. Gene Ontology annotation, molecular function: ferrous iron transmembrane transporter activity. The record is from RefSeq and is a predicted model, not a curated record. Bases 1 to 1194 code for a protein of 397 amino acids.
AUGGCGCCUAAUAAGGUUUUUAACGUAGCAGUCUUCUUCGUUGUCUUCAGAGAAUGUCUGGAAGCGGUGAUCAUCGUAUCCGUUCUGCUGUCGUUUUUAAGACAGGCUAUCGGUGAGAAAGACUGGAAUUUGUAUAAGAGACUGAGGAAACAGGUUUGGGUCGGUGUUGCUCUUGGAUUUACGGUUUGUCUGGCAAUCGGUGGUGGGUUCAUUGGUGCGUACUACUCGCUGCAGAAUGAUAUCUUUGGCUCUGCCGAGGACUUGUGGGAAGGUAUCUUCUGCAUGAUCGCUACCGUGAUGAUCAGUAUGAUGGGUAUUCCGAUGUUGAGAAUGAACAAAAUGCAGGGCAAAUGGAGGGCCAAGAUCGCCAGAUCCUUAGUCGAGAUUCCUCAGCGUAAGCGCGAUUAUUUCAGAUUGGGCUACCUCGGUAGAAGAUACGCUAUGUUCCUGUUGCCGUUCAUUACUGUGUUGAGAGAAGGUUUGGAAGGCGUGGUGUUUGUUGCUGGUGCAGGUAUCACCACGCAAGGUUCACACGCCAGCGCUUAUCCAUUGCCGGUGUUUGUCGGGUUGCUUGCCGGUGGCUUGGUCGGUUUCCUACUGUACUACGGUGCCUCGAGAUCCUCUUUGCAAGUGUUCCUGGUCGUUUCCACCUGCAUCCUGUACCUGAUCGCCGCCGGUCUUUUCUCCAGGGGUGCUUGGUUCUUUGAGAACUACAGAUUUAACAAAGCCACUGGCGGUGAUGCGAGCGAAAGCGGCGAUGGUAACGGUUCGUACAACAUCAAGAAGGCCGUUUACCACAUCAAUUGCUGCAAUCCUGAGCUGGACAAUGGCUGGGAUAUCUUCAACGCGCUACUGGGAUGGCAAAACACGGGUUACCUAUCCUCCAUGCUUUGUUACAACAUCUACUGGUUGGUCUUGAUAAUUGUCGUGUCGCUUAUGAUGUAUGAGGAGAGGACAGGCCAUUUGCCAUUCUGCAAAUCUUUGAAAUUGCGACAGUUAAACCCAGGCUACUGGAUCAAAAACAAGAAGAAGAAUGAGUUGACCCCCGAGCAAAGGGAAGAGCUAUUCAACAAGAUGGAAAACCUGACGUUCGAUGACAACGGCGUAAUAGCUGAAAAUCAACCGCCAGUCGAAAGCGACAGCAGCAAAAACAAGCUAGAUGGUCACGUCCACGAAGUUACAGUAAUUUCAUAG